GGACUUCCUCGUCAACAAUAAAGCCUGGUUACCCUUGUCGCAUCUACUGCACAGUAGCAUAUACCAGCCAUUCGACAUGGCCGCAUUUGCCGAUAAAGACUUCAACGCCGAGCAAUACCAGUCUUACCGCCCGUCGUACCCUGACGAACUGUACGACACGAUCUACAAGUAUCAUGAAGCAGGAGGCGCUCAAUGGAAUCUGUGUGUUGACUUGGGUUGCGGAACAGGCCAGUCUGCUCGCACCACUGCGUCGCGACUUGCCAGUGUGAUCGGGGUCGACCCUUCCGAGGCAAUGAUCGAAAGUGCACGCAAGGUCCCACAGGGCCAUGCGAAAGGUGGGAGUAUGAAAUAUGUAGUGGCUCCCUCCGAGAAGCUAGAGUUCCUUGAGGAUGCGAGUGUUGACAUGAUCACCGCUGCGACCUCCUGCCAGUACUUCAAGUUUCCAGAGACAUGGGACGAGAUCCGACGCGUUCUCAAACCAAAUGGAACGGUAGCCUUCUUCAGCUACACUGCUUUCCAGCUGGGAUCGCCUCUGAACGCCCUCAAUACGUACAUCGACCACUGCAUCAAUUCAUCCAGUGCAAUGGGUCCUUAUCGCUCUCAGCCUGGGCACGACAUUGUGCAUACGUUUCUCGACCUGAUCCCCUCGCCUGGACAAGGUUUCAACGCGUCAGCCGAGCAAAGGAUCAAGUAUAUUGGCGAACAGUUUCCGCUCCUCCAUAUCGAGAAUCGCCAGCCUGUUAUCAUCAAAGCCAGCCUACCCUGGUCUGCGAUCGACGGCUGGUUCAGAACAGCGAGUUAUGCGCACAACUAUGCGAAGGCACAUCCGGAGGAUAAGCAGAACCCGGAGGGCGACAUCAUGGCUAGGCUGGUGAAGGAGCUGAAAGCGGAGGCUGAGAAGAUGGGCUUUCAUGAAAACCUGAUCAACGUGGAGACACCCAUGGCACUCUUGCUAUUCCGCAAGUCUGCAUAGACUUCGAAUGAGGCAGCGUUUGCGAGAAUCAGUCUUGGUUUCAGUACGUCAAUGAUGUGUAUCGAAGAGAAUGAAAUGAAA
Molecule: messenger RNA, 1054 nt
Organism: Dacryopinax primogenitus
Lineage: Eukaryota; Fungi; Basidiomycota; Dacrymycetes; Dacrymycetales; Dacrymycetaceae
Product: S-adenosyl-L-methionine-dependent methyltransferase
Exons: 3
Coding region: 77-973 (298 amino acids)
Molecular function (GO): S-adenosylmethionine-dependent methyltransferase activity
Source: RefSeq, a predicted model, not a curated record